Molecule: messenger RNA, 1843 nt
Organism: Zymoseptoria tritici IPO323
Lineage: Eukaryota; Fungi; Ascomycota; Dothideomycetes; Mycosphaerellales; Mycosphaerellaceae
Product: serine/threonine protein kinase complex beta subunit
Exons: 2
Coding region: 191-1789 (532 amino acids)
Biological process (GO): signal transduction
Cellular component (GO): nucleotide-activated protein kinase complex; cytoplasm; nucleus
Molecular function (GO): protein kinase binding
Source: RefSeq, a predicted model, not a curated record
ACUGCCUGCUAGUCGCACCACUGUCUCUCACUGUUGUCUCUCUGCCACGCGAGCUCUGCCGUCCGCUGCUGUGGAUGUUGUCUCGGUACUGAAUCUCGACAUAGGACUCGACAAUCUCACGCCUCCACCCUCCGACAUGCUCUUCUCAUAAUCGACAAUCCUCACGCUUCACUCGCUUAAUCACCUCGUCAUGGGCAACGCAGCAUCGUCAGACGCGCACGGCCAAUCGAAAGAGUCGGGCAAAGACACAGGCAAACAUUCUAGCAACGGAGGACACACUCAACCACGAAAACACCCCGCAAAGGCUCCACCCCCACCUGUGGCCGCACUGGUCUCUUCACCAGCUGCCUCCAUCGUCACCUCUACCGAACAAGCUUCUGCCAGUCCAAACCAUUCCCGACCACGAUCCGCGACACCGAUCCAAAGUCACCUCCCACCGCUCGACGACAUGGGACAGGCCGACAGCAAGCAGCGGCCAGUGUCGCGUGCGAACAGCAAGCGGGCACCUCCAGCCGCCGCGCCGUCUCAGAAAGAUUCACCACAAGCCGCCUCGUCUCCUGUCACAAAGCCGGUCGACGUACAUCCGCCUGCCGUCACAGGAAACUCUCAACAAGAUGUGAGCUUUCCUUCCGCUCCGCCCUACAGCCUCCCGCCCGUCGCAUCCUACAGUCGCCCGCCGAGACUUCCACUACCUAUUGAGGAAGAGGUGCAUGCUCCAGGCUCGCCCAUAAUCACUCCGCAGGACGCUGAGCUGGAACACCACGACAUCGACUCUGCCAUCCUUCCGCGCAAAUCCAGUGUUCUCAGCUCCACGACCGUUGACGACGAUGAUAUUGGCGACAAUGAGGGCUUCCCACCAGAUGUCGGACAUUCGCUGCAGCUCAAGAUACCCACACGUAUGGAGUGGAACGGUAGCGGCGACAAGGUGUUCGUCACGGGUACAUUCUGCAAUUGGGAGAGAAAGAUGAAGCUACACAAGAACAAGGACAAGACAGGCUUUUCAGCGACGGUCAUGCUGCCUCCGGGCACCCAUCACAUCAAGUUCCUGGUGGAUGGUGAAAUGGUGACAUCGAAUGACCUGCCCACGACUGUCGACUGGACCAACAUCCUCGUCAACUACGUGGAGAUCGUGGCACCCUUGCCUCCCGAUGAAGAAGACUCCAAGCAGCCACCCGCUCCGGCGGCACCAAUGCCGAUUCCCGGUGCCGCGAUCACACGUGGCCAGGCCGAAGCCGAUGGAGAAGGUCUCGCUCGCCCACUUCCUCUCCGCACAAACGAUGACGGCUCAGAUAUUAUCGGAGAUGAUGACUCCAUCGGACCGCGCGGCGAGCGUGCUUCGGAUGCGACACAGAAAGGCAUCCCGGUACCUCCUAGCUCUACGACAGAUUCUGCCAGCGUAAAAGACGGAUCCGAAGCCGCGACCAAAACCAAGGCCGCCGCCAAACCGAAACAGCCGCGUCCGAAAUACACGACCGAAAUUCCCGAGUUCCUGCUAGAUCUCGACAACUACGGCGAGCCGGAGAACGAGCGUUUCCAGCGUGCUCAGCGCGCUGCUGGAGAUCUGCCGCCGCCUCCCAGUCUGCCCAUGUUUCUUAACAAGAGCAUUCUUAACGGCAAUACGCCGCACAAAGAUGACGCCAGUGUGCUCAUCAUGCCCAAUCAUACUGUUCUCAACCAUCUCGCGACUAGUAGUAUCAAGAGUGGAGUUUUGGCCACGAGUGGGACGACGAGGUAUAAGCGGAAGUUCCUCACGACCAUCAUGUACAAACCCACCUCAGAUGAUGGUUGAAGUCAGGAUAGUGAUUACGCAUACGAACACAACGAAUACAGACGGACACAUCCG